AUGAAAAGUCAAACAAAAGCGAAAACAUCUAAAAAGUAAAUAAUUAAAAGAUUUAUAGUGCUCCUCAGAUAAUUUUAGAUUUAAUAGAGUAAGCUAAGUAAACGAGAUUAUAUUUGUUAAAGAGAAUAGGACCAACUAGUUUAAAGUAUUGUGAUGAAGAUGGAAAUAAAUUUAAAGUAGAACUGUCAACAAAUAUGAUUUGUUCGUGUAAUUAAAAUAACUCACAUUGCAUCCACACAAUUCAUGCAUUACUAAAAGUGUUUUAAGUAGAUGAAAAAUGUCCAAUUCUUUGGUAACAAUAAUAUUCUCAAUAUGAUAUUACAAAUAUUUUAAAUGGACAAUAUAAAACAUAAUCAUAAUAAACUAAAACAAGACAAUAAAUAAGUGUAAUAAGAUAAUAAUAGUAGUAAUAAGUAUAGUAAAAUAAUAAUACAUCUGAAGAUUAAUAAUAAAAUCGAUAAUAAAUAACAGAGGAUGAUAUGUGUCCAAUUUGUUAAGAGAGUUUAGUUUGUAAUGAAGCAUUAGUACAUUGUAAAAAAUAAUGCGGAAAUAAUUUUCAUGCUAAGUGUAUGAAAGUGUGGGUGAUGUAGAAAUAAACUGCUGGUAAAAAGAUUAAUUGUCCAAUGUGUAGAGUUGAUUGGGGUGAUACUGCAUUAGUUGAAAUAAGAUAAGAGGAGAAAAUAUUUGAAAAUCUACAUAAAACUCACAAUAAAAUAUGUAGUUAUUGUAAAAUUACACCUAUAAUUGGUACAAUAUAUACAUGUAUAUCAUGUUCAAAUUAUCAUUUAUGUGAUAAAUGUCAUAAUAAAAAGACUCAUUAAUAACAUAUCUUUAUGUUUAAGCAUUCAAGAUUAGAAAAAUAUUAAUUUGAGGUAAAUGUUACAAUAGAUUCAUUAAUGUAUUUAUUUCCUGAAAAUUUAAAUGCUGGUAAUCAUGAAACAGGAGGUUUGAUGUUAGUUGGUACUGGAUUCUAGAAAUAAAGUAAAUGUUCCUUUUGUUAUAAGUAAAAAUAACUUAGAUUAUUAUCAUGUGGUCAUAUUGCCGAUGAAAUAUGUAUUAAUAAAAUGAAAGAACAUUAUUAUUUAUGUCCUAUUGAUAAUUAACCUUAAUAUAUUGGAUUGUAUAAUAAUCUCACUUAGGAAGAAAAGAAUUUCCAUAUGACUGAAACUAAAAAAUGGAUUAUUUAAAAAGAAGAUGAAUAAAAUAUUUAAAAUCAUAAAUUACCUCCUAUUGGAAAACAUUUCCCAGCUCGACCUAAAUAAUUAAGUUAAAAACAUUUUGAAAAUACUGAUAGCAAAUCAAUGAAAAUCUAACACUUAAAAUAAUAAUAGUAACCAAUAAAAAGAUAAUUAUCAGCUAAUAGAAAAUAAUUAGAUAAUCCUUUAUAUAUUAAAUCUGUUAGAUCUUAAAUGGAGAAUAUUAUAUGA
This is a messenger RNA of Paramecium sonneborni, 1427 nucleotides long. Lineage: Eukaryota; Ciliophora; Oligohymenophorea; Peniculida; Parameciidae. The record is from the annotation of a GenBank genome assembly.